CAAAGCCAUGUGGUCCAGGAUUGCUACCAUGGUGAUGGACAGAGUUAUCAAGGCACGUACUCCACCACUGUCACAGGAAGGACCUGCCAAGCUUGGUCAUCUAUGACACCACAUCAACAUAAUAAGACCACAGAAAACUACCCAAAUGCUGGCUUGAUCAUGAACUACUGCAGGAAUCCAGAUCCUGUGGCAGCCCCUUAUUGUUAUACAACGGAUCCCAGUGUCAGGUGGGAGUACUGCAACCUGACACAAUGCUCAGACGCAGAAGGGACUGCCGUCGCGCCUCCCACUGUUACCCCAGUUCCAAGCCUAGAGGCUCUUUCCGAACAAGCACCGACUGAGCAAAGGCCUGGGGUGCAGGAGUGCUACCACGGUAAUGGACAGAGUUAUCGAGGCACAUACUCCACCACUGUCACAGGAAGAACCUGCCAAGCUUGGUCAUCUAUGACACCACACUCGCAUAGUCGGACCCCAGAAUACUACCCAAAUGCUGGCUUGAUCAUGAACUACUGCAGGAAUCCAGAUCCUGUGGCAGCCCCUUAUUGUUAUACGAGGGAUCCCAGUGUCAGGUGGGAGUACUGCAACCUGACACAAUGCUCAGACGCAGAAGGGACUGCCGUCGCGCCUCCGACUGUUACCCCGGUUCGAAGCCUAGAGGCUCCUUCCGAGCAAGCACCGACUGAGCAAAGGCCUGGGGUGCAGGAGUGCUACCACGGUAAUGGACAGAGUUAUCGAGGCACAUACUCCACCACUGUCACAGGAAGAACCUGCCAAGCUUGGUCAUCUAUGACACCACACUCGCAUAGUCGGACCCCAGAAUACUACCCAAAUGCUGGCUUGAUCAUGAACUACUGCAGGAAUCCAGAUCCUGUGGCAGCCCCUUAUUGUUAUACGAGGGAUCCCAGUGUCAGGUGGGAGUACUGCAACCUGACACAAUGCUCAGACGCAGAAGGGACUGCCGUCGCGCCUCCGACUGUUACCCCGGUUCGAAGCCUAGAGGCUCCUUCCGAGCAAGCACCGACUGAGCAAAGGCCUGGGGUGCAGGAGUGCUACCACGGUAAUGGACAGAGUUAUCGAGGCACAUACUCCACCACUGUCACAGGAAGAACCUGCCAAGCUUGGUCAUCUAUGACACCACACUCGCAUAGUCGGACCCCAGAAUACUACCCAAAUGCUGGCUUGAUCAUGAACUACUGCAGGAAUCCAGAUCCUGUGGCAGCCCCUUAUUGUUAUACGAGGGAUCCCAGUGUCAGGUGGGAGUACUGCAACCUGACACAAUGCUCAGACGCAGAAGGGACUGCCGUCGCGCCUCCGACUGUUACCCCGGUUCGAAGCCUAGAGGCUCCUUCCGAGCAAGCACCGACUGAGCAAAGGCCUGGGGUGCAGGAGUGCUACCACGGUAAUGGACAGAGUUAUCGAGGCACAUACUCCACCACUGUCACAGGAAGAACCUGCCAAGCUUGGUCAUCUAUGACACCACACUCGCAUAGUCGGACCCCAGAAUACUACCCAAAUGCUGGCUUGAUCAUGAACUACUGCAGGAAUCCAGAUCCUGUGGCAGCCCCUUAUUGUUAUACGAGGGAUCCCAGUGUCAGGUGGGAGUACUGCAACCUGACACAAUGCUCAGACGCAGAAGGGACUGCCGUCGCGCCUCCGACUGUUACCCCGGUUCGAAGCCUAGAGGCUCCUUCCGAGCAAGCACCGACUGAGCAAAGGCCUGGGGUGCAGGAGUGCUACCACGGUAAUGGACAGAGUUAUCGAGGCACAUACUCCACCACUGUCACAGGAAGAACCUGCCAAGCUUGGUCAUCUAUGACACCACACUCGCAUAGUCGGACCCCAGAAUACUACCCAAAUGCUGGCUUGAUCAUGAACUACUGCAGGAAUCCAGAUCCUGUGGCAGCCCCUUAUUGUUAUACGAGGGAUCCCAGUGUCAGGUGGGAGUACUGCAACCUGACACAAUGCUCAGACGCAGAAGGGACUGCCGUCGCGCCUCCGACUGUUACCCCGGUUCGAAGCCUAGAGGCUCCUUCCGAGCAAGCACCGACUGAGCAAAGGCCUGGGGUGCAGGAGUGCUACCACGGUAAUGGACAGAGUUAUCGAGGCACAUACUCCACCACUGUCACAGGAAGAACCUGCCAAGCUUGGUCAUCUAUGACACCACACUCGCAUAGUCGGACCCCAGAAUACUACCCAAAUGCUGGCUUGAUCAUGAACUACUGCAGGAAUCCAGAUCCUGUGGCAGCCCCUUAUUGUUAUACGAGGGAUCCCAGUGUCAGGUGGGAGUACUGCAACCUGACACAAUGCUCAGACGCAGAAGGGACUGCCGUCGCGCCUCCGACUGUUACCCCGGUUCGAAGCCUAGAGGCUCCUUCCGAGCAAGCACCGACUGAGCAAAGGCCUGGGGUGCAGGAGUGCUACCACGGUAAUGGACAGAGUUAUCGAGGCACAUACUCCACCACUGUCACAGGAAGAACCUGCCAAGCUUGGUCAUCUAUGACACCACACUCGCAUAGUCGGACCCCAGAAUACUACCCAAAUGCUGGCUUGAUCAUGAACUACUGCAGGAAUCCAGAUCCUGUGGCAGCCCCUUAUUGUUAUACGAGGGAUCCCAGUGUCAGGUGGGAGUACUGCAACCUGACACAAUGCUCAGACGCAGAAGGGACUGCCGUCGCGCCUCCGACUGUUACCCCGGUUCGAAGCCUAGAGGCUCCUUCCGAGCAAGCACCGACUGAGCAAAGGCCUGGGGUGCAGGAGUGCUACCACGGUAAUGGACAGAGUUAUCGAGGCACAUACUCCACCACUGUCACAGGAAGAACCUGCCAAGCUUGGUCAUCUAUGACACCACACUCGCAUAGUCGGACCCCAGAAUACUACCCAAAUGCUGGCUUGAUCAUGAACUACUGCAGGAAUCCAGAUCCUGUGGCAGCCCCUUAUUGUUAUACGAGGGAUCCCAGUGUCAGGUGGGAGUACUGCAACCUGACACAAUGCUCAGACGCAGAAGGGACUGCCGUCGCGCCUCCGACUGUUACCCCGGUUCGAAGCCUAGAGGCUCCUUCCGAGCAAGCACCGACUGAGCAAAGGCCUGGGGUGCAGGAGUGCUACCACGGUAAUGGACAGAGUUAUCGAGGCACAUACUCCACCACUGUCACAGGAAGAACCUGCCAAGCUUGGUCAUCUAUGACACCACACUCGCAUAGUCGGACCCCAGAAUACUACCCAAAUGCUGGCUUGAUCAUGAACUACUGCAGGAAUCCAGAUCCUGUGGCAGCCCCUUAUUGUUAUACGAGGGAUCCCAGUGUCAGGUGGGAGUACUGCAACCUGACACAAUGCUCAGACGCAGAAGGGACUGCCGUCGCGCCUCCGACUGUUACCCCGGUUCGAAGCCUAGAGGCUCCUUCCGAGCAAGCACCGACUGAGCAAAGGCCUGGGGUGCAGGAGUGCUACCACGGUAAUGGACAGAGUUAUCGAGGCACAUACUCCACCACUGUCACAGGAAGAACCUGCCAAGCUUGGUCAUCUAUGACACCACACUCGCAUAGUCGGACCCCAGAAUACUACCCAAAUGCUGGCUUGAUCAUGAACUACUGCAGGAAUCCAGAUCCUGUGGCAGCCCCUUAUUGUUAUACGAGGGAUCCCAGUGUCAGGUGGGAGUACUGCAACCUGACACAAUGCUCAGACGCAGAAGGGACUGCCGUCGCGCCUCCGACUGUUACCCCGGUUCGAAGCCUAGAGGCUCCUUCCGAGCAAGCACCGACUGAGCAAAGGCCUGGGGUGCAGGAGUGCUACCACGGUAAUGGACAGAGUUAUCGAGGCACAUACUCCACCACUGUCACAGGAAGAACCUGCCAAGCUUGGUCAUCUAUGACACCACACUCGCAUAGUCGGACCCCAGAAUACUACCCAAAUGCUGGCUUGAUCAUGAACUACUGCAGGAAUCCAGAUCCUGUGGCAGCCCCUUAUUGUUAUACGAGGGAUCCCAGUGUCAGGUGGGAGUACUGCAACCUGACACAAUGCUCAGACGCAGAAGGGACUGCCGUCGCGCCUCCGACUGUUACCCCGGUUCGAAGCCUAGAGGCUCCUUCCGAGCAAGCACCGACUGAGCAAAGGCCUGGGGUGCAGGAGUGCUACCACGGUAAUGGACAGAGUUAUCGAGGCACAUACUCCACCACUGUCACAGGAAGAACCUGCCAAGCUUGGUCAUCUAUGACACCACACUCGCAUAGUCGGACCCCAGAAUACUACCCAAAUGCUGGCUUGAUCAUGAACUACUGCAGGAAUCCAGAUCCUGUGGCAGCCCCUUAUUGUUAUACGAGGGAUCCCAGUGUCAGGUGGGAGUACUGCAACCUGACACAAUGCUCAGACGCAGAAGGGACUGCCGUCGCGCCUCCGACUGUUACCCCGGUUCGAAGCCUAGAGGCUCCUUCCGAGCAAGCACCGACUGAGCAAAGGCCUGGGGUGCAGGAGUGCUACCACGGUAAUGGACAGAGUUAUCGAGGCACAUACUCCACCACUGUCACAGGAAGAACCUGCCAAGCUUGGUCAUCUAUGACACCACACUCGCAUAGUCGGACCCCAGAAUACUACCCAAAUGCUGGCUUGAUCAUGAACUACUGCAGGAAUCCAGAUCCUGUGGCAGCCCCUUAUUGUUAUACGAGGGAUCCCAGUGUCAGGUGGGAGUACUGCAACCUGACACAAUGCUCAGACGCAGAAGGGACUGCCGUCGCGCCUCCGACUGUUACCCCGGUUCGAAGCCUAGAGGCUCCUUCCGAGCAAGCACCGACUGAGCAAAGGCCUGGGGUGCAGGAGUGCUACCACGGUAAUGGACAGAGUUAUCGAGGCACAUACUCCACCACUGUCACAGGAAGAACCUGCCAAGCUUGGUCAUCUAUGACACCACACUCGCAUAGUCGGACCCCAGAAUACUACCCAAAUGCUGGCUUGAUCAUGAACUACUGCAGGAAUCCAGAUCCUGUGGCAGCCCCUUAUUGUUAUACGAGGGAUCCCAGUGUCAGGUGGGAGUACUGCAACCUGACACAAUGCUCAGACGCAGAAGGGACUGCCGUCGCGCCUCCGACUGUUACCCCGGUUCGAAGCCUAGAGGCUCCUUCCGAGCAAGCACCGACUGAGCAAAGGCCUGGGGUGCACGAGUGCUACCACGGUAAUGGACAGAGUUAUCGAGGCACAUACUCCACCACUGUCACAGGAAGAACCUGCCAAGCUUGGUCAUCUAUGACACCACACUCGCAUAGUCGGACCCCAGAAUACUACCCAAAUGCCGGUUUGAUCAUGAACUACUGCAGGAAUCCAGAUCCUGUGGCAGCCCCUUAUUGUUAUACGAUGGAUCCCAGUGUCAGGUGGGAGUACUGCAACCUGACACAGUGCUCAGAGGCAGAAGGGACUGCCGUCGCGCCUCCGACUGUUACCCCGGUUCGAAGCCUAGAGGCUCCUUCCGAGCAAGCACCGACUGAGCAAAGUCCUGGGGUGCAGGAGUGCUACCACGGUAAUGGACAGAGUUAUCGAGGCACAUACUCCACCACUGUCACAGGAAGAACCUGCCAAGCUUGGUCAUCUAUGACACCACACUCGCAUAGUAGGACCCCAGAGUACUACCCAAAUGCUGGCUUGAUCAUGAACUACUGCAGGAAUCCAGAUCCUGUGGCAGCCCCUUAUUGUUAUACGAUGGAUCCCAGUGUCAGGUGGGAGUACUGCAACCUGACACAAUGCUCAGAGGCAGAAGGGACUGCCGUGGCGCCUCCGACUGUGACUCCGCUUCCAAGCCUAGAGGCUCCUUCCGAACAAGCACCGACUGAGCAAAGGCCUGGGGUGCCGGAGUGCUACCACGGUAAUGGACAGAGUUAUCGAGGCACAUACUUCAAGACUGUCACAGGAAGAACCUGCCAAGCUUGGUCAUCUAUGACACCACACUCGCAUAGUCGGACCCCAGAAUACUAUCCAAAUGCUGGCUUGAUCAUGAACUACUGCAGGAAUCCAGAUCCUGUGGCAGCCCCUUAUUGUUAUACGAGGGAUCCCAGUGUCAGGUGGGAGUACUGCAACCUGACACAAUGCUCAGACGCAGAAGAGACUGCCGUCGCGCCUCCGACUGUUACCCCGGUUCGAAGCCUAGAGGCUCCUUCCGAGCAAGCACCGACUGAGCAAAGGCCUGGGGUGCAGGAGUGCUACCACGGUAAUGGACAGAGUUAUUGAGGCACAUACUCCACCACUGUCACAGGAAGAACCUGCCAAGCUUGGUCAUCUAUGACACCACACUCACAUAGUCGGACUCCAGAAUACUACCCAAAUGCUGGCUUGAUAAUGAACUACUGCAGGAAUCCAGAUCCUGUGGCAGCCCCUUAUUGUUAUACAACGGAUCCCAGUGUCAGGUGGGAGUACUGCAACCUGACACAAUGCUCAGACGCAGAAAGGACUGCCGUCGCGCCUCCAACUAUUACCCCGGUUCCAAGCCUAGAGGCUCCUUCUGAACAAGCACCAACUGAGCAAAGGCCUGGGGUGCAGGAGUGCUACCACGGUAAUGGACACAGUUAUCGAGGCACAUACUUCAUUACUGUCACAGGAAGAACCUGCCAAGCUUGGUCAUCUAUGACACCACACUCGCAUAGUCGGACCCCAGCAUACUACCCAAAUGCUGGCUUGAUCAAGAACUACUGCCGAAAUCCAGAUCCUGUGGCAGCCCCUUGGUGUUAUACGACAGAUCCCAGUGUCAGGUGGGAGUACUGCAACCUGACACGAUGCUCAGAUGCAGAAUGGACUGCCUUCGUCCCUCCGAAUGUUAUUCCGGCUCCAAGCCUAGAGGCUUUUUUUGAACAAGCACCUACUGAGGAAACCCCCGGGGUACAGGACUGCUACUACCAUUAUGGACAGAGUUACCGAGGCACAUACUCCACCACUGUCACAGGAAGAACUUGCCAAGCUUGGUCAUCUAUGACACCACACCAGCAUAGUCGGACCCCAGAAAACUACCCAAAUGCUGGCCUGACCAGGAACUACUGCAGGAAUCCAGAUGCUGAGAUUCGCCCUUGGUGUUACACCAGGGAUCCCAGUGUCAGGUGGGAGUACUGCAACCUGACACAAUGCCUGGUGACAGAAUCAAGUGUCCUUGCAACUCUCACGGUGGUCCCAGAUCCAAGCACAGAGGCUUCUUCUGAAGAAGCACCAACGGAGCAAAGCCCCGGGGCCCAGGAUUGCUACCAUGGUGAUGGACAGAGUUAUCGAGGCUCAUUCUCUACCACUGUCACAGGAAGGACAUGUCAGUCUUGGUCCUCUAUGACACCACACUGGCAUCAGAGGACAACAGAAUAUUAUCCAAAUGGUGGCCUGACCAGGAACUACUGCAGGAAUCCAGAUGCUGAGAUUAGCCCUUGGUGUUAUACCAUGGAUCCCAAUGUCAGAUGGGAGUACUGCAACCUGACACAAUGUCCAGUGACAGAAUCAAGUGUCCUUGCGACGUCCACGGCUGUUUCUGAACAAGCACCAACGGAGCAAAGCCCCAGGGUCCAGGACUGCUACCAUGGUGAUGGACAGAGUUAUCGAGGCUCAUUCUCCACCACUGUUACAGGAAGGACAUGUCAGCCUUGGUCCUCUAUGACACCACACUGGCAUCAGAGAACCACAGAAUACUACCCAAAUGGUGGCCUGACCAGGAACUACUGCAGGAAUCCAGAUGCUGAGAUUCGCCCUUGGUGUUAUACCAUGGAUCCCAGUGUCAGAUGGGAGUACUGCAACCUGACGCAAUGUCCAGUGAUGGAAUCAACUGUCCUCACAACUCCCACGGUGGUCCCAGUUCCAAGCACAGAGGUUCCUUCUGAAGAAGCACCAACUGAAAACAGCCCUGGGGUCCAGGACUGCUACCGAGGUGAUGGACAGAGUUAUCGAGGCACACUCUCCACCACUAUCACAGGAAGAACAUGUCAGUCUUGGUCAUCUAUGACACCACAUUGGCAUCGGAGGAUCCCAUUAUACUAUCCAAAUGCUGGCCUGACCAGGAACCACUGCAGGAAUCCAGAUGCUGAGAUUCGCCCUUGGUGUUACACCAUGGAUCCCAGUGUCAGGUGGGAGUACUGCAACCUGACACAAUGUCCAGUGACAGAAUCGAGUGUCCUCACAACUCCCACAGUGGCCCUGGUUCCAAGCACAGAGGCGCCUUCUGAACAAGCACCAACUGAGCAAACCCCUGUGGUCCAGCAGUGCUACCAUGGUAAUGGACAGAGUUAUCGAGGCACAUUCUCCACCACUGUCACAGGAAGGACAUGUCAAUCUUGGUCAUCCAUGACACCACACCGGCAUCAGAGGACCCCAGAAAACUACCCAAAUGAUGGCUUGACAAUGAACUACUGCAGGAAUCCAGAUGCGAAUACAGGCCCGUGGUGUUUUACCACGGACCCCAGCGUCAGGUGGGAGUACUGCAACCUGACGCGAUGCUCAGACACAGAAGGGACUGUGGUCACUCCUCCGACUGUUAUCCGGGUUCCAAGCCUAGAGGCUCCUUCCGAACAAGCACCGACUGAGACAGGGCCUUCUGUGCAGGAGUGCUACCACGGUAAUGGACAGAGUUAUCGAGGCACAUACUUCACCACUGUCACAGGAAGAAUCUGCCAAGCUUGGUCAUCUAUGACACCACACCAGCACAGUAGAACCCCAGAAAAGUACCCAAAUGAUGGCUUGAUCUCGAACUACUGCAGGAAUCCGGAUUGUUCGGCAGGCCCUUGGUGUUAUACGAUGGAUCCCAAUGUCAGAUGGGAGUACUGCAACCUGACAUGGUGCUCAGACGAUGAAGGGACUGUGUUUGUGCCUCUGACUGUUAUCCGAGUUCCAAGCCUAGAAGAUUCAUUCAUACAAGCACCGACUGAGCCAAGGCCUUCUGUUCAGGAGUGCUACCAUGGAAAUGGACAGAGUUAUCGAGGCACAUACUUCACCACCGUCACAGGAAGAACCUGCCAAGCUUGGUCAUCUAUGACACCACACAAGCAUAGUAGGACCCCAGAAAAGUACCCAAAUGCUGGCUUGAUCUCCAACUACUGCAGGAAUCCGGAUUGUUCGGCAGGCCCUUGGUGUUAUACAACGGAUCCCAAAGUCAGGUGGGAGUACUGCAACCUGACAGGAUGCUCGGACAAGAAUAGGGCUGUGGCCGCGCCUCUGACUGUUAUCCCAGUUCCAAGCCGAGGGGAUACUUCCAAGCAAGCACUGAUUGAUCCAAGGCCUUCAAUGCAGGAGUGCUACCAUGGAAAUGGACAGAGUUAUCGAGGCACAUACUUCACCACCGUCACAGGAAGAACCUGCCAAGCUUGGUCAUCUAUGACACCACACAAGCAUAGUAGGACCCCAGAAAAGUACCCAAAUGCUGGCUUGAUCUCCAACUACUGCAGGAAUCCGGAUUGUUCGGCAGGCCCUUGGUGUUAUACAACGGAUCCCAAAGUCAGGUGGGAGUACUGCAACCUGACAGGAUGCUCGGACAAGAAUAGGGCUGUGGCCGCGCCUCUGACUGUUAUCCCAGUUCCAAGCCGAGGGGAUACUUCCAAGCAAGCACUGAUUGAUCCAAGGCCUUCAAUGCAGGAGUGCUACCAUGGAAAUGGACAGAGUUAUCGAGGCACAUACUUCACCACCGUCACAGGAAGAACCUGCCAAGCUUGGUCAUCUAUGACACCACACAAGCAUAGUAGGACCCCAGAAAAGUACCCAAAUGCUGGCUUGAUCUCCAACUACUGCAGGAAUCCGGAUUGUUCGGCAGGCCCUUGGUGUUAUACAACGGAUCCCAAAGUCAGGUGGGAGUACUGCAACCUGACAGGAUGCUCGGACAAGAAUAGGGCUGUGGCCGCGCCUCUGACUGUUAUCCCAGUUCCAAGCCGAGGGGAUACUUCCAAGCAAGCACUGAUUGAUCCAAGGCCUUCAAUGCAGGAGUGCUACCAUGGAAAUGGACAGAGUUAUCGAGGCACAUACUUCACCACCGUCACAGGAAGAACCUGCCAAGCUUGGUCAUCUAUGACACCACACAAGCAUAGUAGGACCCCAGAAAAGUACCCAAAUGCUGGCUUGAUCUCCAACUACUGCAGGAAUCCGGAUUGUUCGGCAGGCCCUUGGUGUUAUACAACGGAUCCCAAAGUCAGGUGGGAGUACUGCAACCUGACAGGAUGCUCGGACAAGAAUAGGGCUGUGGCCGCGCCUCUGACUGUUAUCCCAGUUCCAAGCCGAGGGGAUACUUCCAAGCAAGCACUGAUUGAUCCAAGGCCUUCAAUGCAGGAGUGCUACCAUGGAAAUGGACAGAGUUAUCGAGGCACAUACUUCACCACCGUCACAGGAAGAACCUGCCAAGCUUGGUCAUCUAUGACACCACACCAGCACAGUAGGACCUCAGAAAAGUACCCAAAUGCUGACUUGAUCAUGAACUACUGCAGGAAUCCAGAUCCUGUGGAAGGCCCUUGGUGUUACACAAUGGAUCCCGAAGUCAGAUGGGAGUACUGCAACCUGACACGAUGCUCAGACACAGAAGGGACUGCAGUCGUGCCUCUGACUGUUAUCCCGGUUCCAAGCCUAGAGGAUCCUUCUAAACCAGCACCAACAGAGCCAAGGCCUUGGGAGCAGCAGUGCUACCACGGUAAUGGACAGAGUUAUCGAGGCACAUACUUCACCACUGUCACAGGAAGAAUCUGCCAAGCUUGGUCAUCUAUGACACCACACCAGCACAGUAGGACCCCAGAAAAGUACCCAAAUGCUGGCCUGACCAGGAACUACUGCAGGAAUCCAGAUUCUGGGAAACAACCCUGGUGUUACACAACUGAUCCGUGUGUGAGGUGGGAGUACUGCAACCUGACACAAUGCUCAGAAACAGAAUCAGGUGUCCUAGAGACUCCCACUGUUGUUCCAGUUCCAAGCAUGGAGGCUCAUUCUGAAGCAGCACCAACUGAGCAAACCCCUGUGGUCCGGCAGUGCUACCAUGGUAAUGGACAGAGUUAUCGAGGCACAUUCUCCACCACUGUCACAGGAAGGACAUGUCAAUCUUGGUCAUCCAUGACACCACACUGGCAUCAGAGGACCCCAGAAAACUACCCAAAUGAUGGCUUGACAAUGAACUACUGCAGGAAUCCAGAUGCGGAUACAGGCCCUUGGUGUUUUACCACGGACCCCAGCGUCAGGUGGGAGUACUGCAACCUGACGCGAUGCUCAGACACAGAAGGGACUGUGGUCGCUCCUCCGACUGUCAUCCAGGUUCCAAGCCUAGAGGCUCCUUCCGAACAAGACUCUAUGUUUGGGAAUGGGAAAGGAUACCGGGGCAAGAAGGCAACCACUGUUACUGGGACGCCACGCCAAGAAUGGACUGCCCAGGAGCCCCAUAGACACAGCAGGUUCACUCCAGGGACAAGUCCACGGGCAGGUCUGGAAAAAAAUGUAGGGACAUGGAUGAAGCUGGAAACCAUCAUCCUCAGCAAACUGUCACAAGGACAAAAAACCAAACACCGCAUGUUCUCACUCAGGUGGGAAUUGAACGAAAACACAUGGACACAGGAAGGGGAACAUCACACACCAGGGCCUGUUGUGGGGUGGGGGGAGGGGGGAGGGAUAGCAUUAGGAGAUAUACCUAAUGUUAAAUGACGAGUUAAUGGGUGCAGCACACCAACAUGGCACAUGUAUACAUAUGUAACAAACCUGCACGUUGUGCACAUGGACCCUGAAACUUAAAGUAUAAUAAAAAAAAUGU
This is a messenger RNA of Gorilla gorilla gorilla (western lowland gorilla), 11710 nucleotides long. RefSeq names its product lipoprotein(a) (gene LPA). Lineage: Eukaryota; Metazoa; Chordata; Mammalia; Primates; Hominidae. The record is from RefSeq and is a predicted model, not a curated record. Gene Ontology annotation, biological process: proteolysis. Gene Ontology annotation, molecular function: signaling receptor binding; endopeptidase activity. The transcript has 67 exons.